GUAAAUCAUUCAGACAAUUCGGUACUCGCAUCGCAGUGUAAGUGGCGAUGCGUCUGUCUUGUAAUGCUCUAUAAGGUGCGUUUGGUGAAAGGAUUGCAAAGGCUGGUGAGGCAGCAUCUGGCAAGAGCGAAAACAACGGAAAGCGCGAUGAGUAAAGAACAGCGGGUCCUACGGUACGUUCAGCAGAACGCGUCCCGAGGCGACCCGGACAGCGUGCUGGCCGCCGUGGACAAGUUCGGCUGGGAGACGGAAUGGGCCAUGAAUGUUGGAGAUGUCAAAGGGUUGAUCCUGGACCGGUUUGUGAAGGAGACAGCACCACAAACCAUGCUGGAGCUGGGCACGUACAUGGGGUACUCCGCCAUCAGGGUCGUCAGGCUGCUGCCGGAAACAGCCAAGUUCCUCACGGUGGAGUUCAAUCCAGAGAACGCCGCCAUCGCUAAUGAGAUGAUCGCAUUUGCGGGGUUACAAAAUAGGAUUAUCCAGAUCACAUCUGAUAGCGCUGACGUCAUCCCCCAGCUGAAGAAGAAGUAUGACGUAGACACGUUCGAUAUGGUGUUUAUAGACCACUGGAAGGACGUCUACGUCAGAGAUAUCAAAUUAUUGGAAACAAACAACCUUCUACGCAAAGGUACUGUAGUUGUAGCUGACAACAUCAUCAACCCAGGCGCCCCAGAGUACGCGGACUACGUGCGAACGUGUGGCAAAUACGACUCAACAUUCCACGAGAGCAAUUUCGAGUACAGUGACGACAUCGACGGGCUGGAGAAGUCUGUGUACCGAGGCUAAAGAAUAUCAACUGUUGAUCGAUUAACAUUUUGCACAACGUAACUUCGAUUCAUGUGCAAUCCUUUGGUGGAAACACUAAGCCACUGCUUGGUUUACACACGCGUUUUUGGAGUCGACUUGGAGCAAACUCCGCCCCAGUCAGACACAGCAGAGUCUGUGUAAACUCAAGUACCCUUCUUCCUGACAGCUGGCGCAAAUUUGAAAAUUUGUUUCCCACCCGUUAUGCCAUUUGUAACGUUUUGAUAUAUGUUAAAAGUUUUGGAUACCUUGUUGUGCAAGUUGAUCAUGCGGUCGUCACACCUCGGGCGCAGUAGGCGUUUCAAGUCACUUCGCGGCCCCGUGUGUAAACAGUUCGUUCCUGAGUCGUGCCACGGAGUAGUUUACUCCUAUAUAGAUGACUCGAAAACGCGUGUGUAAACCCAGCUUACGUUUUAAAACACCAAAUUUAAGGUGAUUUCAUCAGUUCACAUACAUGCAUCUCUUGAUAACUAUAUAUUUACGAAAUCAAGGUUAAAUUGUAAUCUGGUCCACCAGUGGAAUUAAAAUGCUCGAUAAACCACUUGUACAAUACAAUAUGGUCUGAUUUAUUUCAAUGCAACCAAUUAAUUAUCAACAAGUGCUAUAUCUACCACCCAAGCAUCACG
Branchiostoma floridae (Florida lancelet) is the source of this 1430-nucleotide messenger RNA. Its product is annotated as catechol O-methyltransferase-like. Gene Ontology annotation, molecular function: catechol O-methyltransferase activity. The record is from RefSeq and is a predicted model, not a curated record. The transcript has 5 exons. Lineage: Eukaryota; Metazoa; Chordata; Leptocardii; Amphioxiformes; Branchiostomatidae. Gene Ontology annotation, biological process: developmental process; dopamine metabolic process; catecholamine catabolic process. Bases 64 to 786 code for a protein of 240 amino acids.